AAAAAAGGUGUAGUCAUUAGCAUCACUAUUUGGAAUAGGGCGUGUGUCUAGCCGCAAUUAUAACCAUGCCACCUGUCCUUUCGAUGUGUUAUUUGAAGACCAAAGGGAGGCUUCCACAAUAAAUCUUUUCCAUGAAUGAUCAGCAAAACGAAUGACUUAUUUUCCAUGUUAACUUUAUCAGUCUAGAAGGAGAAAAACUUGCGCGAUAUGGAGUACUCCGGCAGCAGAACCCACGAGAGACAACAGAACGAUGCAACAGAGGAGAAUCAAACGUCAUAUAUAUCUACGAUCCAGACAAGAAUAGAAACCUCUACGAUCGUCAGCACCAAGGCCCCGGAACCCCAACCCCAGAACUCCGAAGAAGACUGGGGAUUUGGUGCAACAAGGGUGUAUUUUGUGGUCGACGAAAACGAACCACUGGUCAAGGAAUGGCACAAUGGCUUAAGACUCGCAGUGCUUGAAACAUUAAAACAGGAGAACAAAAAUGAAUGGCGCUCUGUCGACGUUCUCCGAACAGGAUACUAUGAUUGCUCCGUCCACAAGAAUGAAGUAUCCAUCAUAAUCACCGUUGUGCAGGGAGCCCAGAACUCAUUUUGGCGGGAUAUCGCUUGGUCCCUUCAUCAAGAGUGUCUAAAGAGGAACCUGCCAGAAGUCGCCAUACUUAUUAUUAACGGAGAUGUCGAAUUUCUGAACACGACCGAUCAAAUAAUAUCGGAACAAUACCAAAUCUGCACCUUGGGAGCCAGCAUUGGAGUAAAUCCACUCCCCGGCGAGGAUCCUGCUUCAGGAUCACUGGCCGGAUACGUCAUGGCGGCGGUAGACGGCGAAGAAAAAUUAUUUGGAAUGACGUGCCAUCACGUUAUCAAAUCUACUGGCCAUAAAGAGGCGUGCCCGAUGAAGAAUCCAACCAACCCACAGGUCUUCUCUCCUUCCCUAGAGGACAGAAAUAUUACAAUCAAAUCUUGCGAGGCUACUAUCCAGCAUCUCCAGGGACUGCUGGAAAAUGCAAUGGAAAGGGCAAAAAGCCGAGGCUGUGAAGACUGCAGCAAAGACAGCGUAGUGCAAAAGCACAUCAAUACAAUCGAGAAAUUAAAAAGUCGACUAAACGAAGAAAAAGAAUUCGAACCCCUUUUUGGGCGUGUGUUCGUUUCCUCUGGCUUCCGAACCUCGCUCGAAAAUCAAGGCCUAGAUUGGGCCUUGCUUGAAUGUAACAAGAAGAGGAUAGGAGAUCAACCAAAUGAGUUCGCACCGCACAAAAAGUAUUUGUCCUUCAUACCAGGUGAAGACUUUGUGAGCGGCACAGAAAAGCCACUGGUUGGUAAUCAGGUGUUCAAAUUUGGCCGGAGUACCGACUUUAGCGUCGGAAUUGUGAAUCCUCUCGAGUCUGAAAUCAAUAAACCCGAGUUUGAAAAACCAUUGCAGCAACGAUGCUAUAUAAGGUUACCGGGAACAACGUCGUUUGGAGAAAAAGGCGAUUCGGGUUCAUGGGCAAUAUCCAUGACGGGACGAGUUUGCGGCUUGAUCUUUUUGAAAAGAGACCAUGGCCCCGUUUAUGCGACUGACUACAACGUCAUCAAGGAGGACAUUGAGAAGAUGACUGGAUUGAAGGUAUACUUGCCGGGCGUUACAGAAGAAAUGGAAGACUUUUGAACUGGCCAUGGGUAAAACCAAGAUCAGGCAUAUGAUUGCGGCGUUCCAUGCAGAGAUUAUUGAUUGAUGGACAUCGCCACUAUUACUUCUGUGUCAUAUUUGGAGUUAUAUGGUUGUACCAGGUUUUCCAUUUCAAAAGUCAUCAUGGAUUAUGACGCACCGGUAAUAAAGUUUGUGAUAUUCUACAUGUCGAACUUGACAAUACAUCAAUACAUUUCACAAAACAACAGCUUCAUAGCUUCCAGAAUUAAUAUAAAUAUACAGAGUAGUAUUUGGCCAGAAAUCUUAAAGAAAAACAUAGUAUCCGUCG
Molecule: messenger RNA, 1960 nt
Organism: Xylona heveae TC161
Lineage: Eukaryota; Fungi; Ascomycota; Xylonomycetes; Xylonales; Xylonaceae
Exons: 3
Coding region: 208-1650 (480 amino acids)
Source: RefSeq, a predicted model, not a curated record